CUCCUCUCCUCCCAUCUCGCCCCAAAUCCCCCACCUUCUUCCAGCACACCCAACGCACCCGCAAAUCCCCCACUCUCCCGAACAAGCGAUGGCCCCCAAGGCGGAGAAGAAGCCGGCGGCGAAGAAGCCCGCGGAGGAGGAGCCCGCGACGGAGAAGGCGGCCGAGAAGGCCCCGGCGGCGAAGAAGCCCAAGGCGGAGAAGCGGCUGCCGGCGGGCAAGACGGCGUCCAAGGAGGCCGGCGGCGAGGCGAAGACGAGGGGCCGAAAGAAGGGCAGCAAGGCGAAGAAGAGCGUGGAGACCUACAAGAUCUACAUCUUCAAGGUGCUGAAGCAGGUGCACCCUGACAUUGGCAUCUCCUCCAAGGCCAUGUCCAUCAUGAACUCCUUCAUCAACGACAUCUUCGAGAAGCUCGCCGCCGAGGCCGCCAAGCUCGCCCGCUACAACAAGAAGCCCACCAUCACCUCCCGGGAGAUCCAGACCUCCGUCCGCCUCGUCCUCCCCGGGGAGCUCGCCAAGCACGCCGUCUCUGAGGGCACCAAGGCCGUCACCAAGUUCACCUCCUCCUAGAUUGCAUCUGCAUUGCUUGUAUCUAUCUAGUAGUAGCGACUCUAGCUGGUUCUGUUGCUUUAGUUAGUGCUUGUCGACUCUGGUUAUCUGGAACUCUUAAGGGCUUGUUCGGUUGAGGUGGAAUUGAAGGGGAUUGAGGGGGAAUUAAUCCCCUACAAGCCAAAAUCCCUGCAAAUUCCCCCCAAUCCACCUAGGGAUGGGAUUAACCGAACAAAGCCUAAGUGCUUUUAUUGCUGGAUGGGGAAUUGAUUGAUGGAUGACUGCCAAUGCUUUAUUGCCUCUUUGGGUGUAACAACUGAAUUUGUGCUUCUUUUGGCAAACUGA
Triticum dicoccoides is the source of this 892-nucleotide messenger RNA. Its product is annotated as histone H2B.2-like. Bases 89 to 568 code for a protein of 159 amino acids. Gene Ontology annotation, molecular function: DNA binding; structural constituent of chromatin; protein heterodimerization activity. NCBI's taxonomy places the organism in Eukaryota, Viridiplantae, Streptophyta, Magnoliopsida, Poales, Poaceae. Gene Ontology annotation, cellular component: nucleosome. The transcript has a single exon. The record is from RefSeq and is a predicted model, not a curated record.